Molecule: messenger RNA, 1643 nt
Organism: Cajanus cajan (pigeon pea)
Lineage: Eukaryota; Viridiplantae; Streptophyta; Magnoliopsida; Fabales; Fabaceae
Gene: TBL22
Product: TRICHOME BIREFRINGENCE-LIKE 22
Cellular component (GO): Golgi apparatus
Molecular function (GO): O-acetyltransferase activity
Source: RefSeq, a predicted model, not a curated record
CAGUUACAAAUUCAUGAACAUAUUGACACCAAAUUUUCUAUUAUGAUUUUGGAUUCUCAUGGUUCUCUCACAUUGAACAAAGCCCCACUUUUCUCACACUCUCUCUCUCUCUCUUUCUCUCAAAGUGUCAGAGGGGUGUUAGAGAGGAACAUGAAGACAUCCAGUACGAUGUUUCAGGACAAGCAGUACCAUCAUAAUCAUAACAAAAGGGAGAGAUGGCUGACCAUAGGGAAGGGGGUCCCUUUUGUCUUGAUAUCUCUCUUAAUGGCAUCCGUUUUCAGUUUGUUCUUCCUCUAUGCUCCAAACCCCUUGACCCUCACACCCCAUCAUGGCCAUGACAUGUUUGAAAAACCCUCUCAAAAGCAACAACAACAACAAGAACAUGCUACCACAACAAAUGUUCCAUCAUCCAAACCACCAAAUGAACAGAAAACAUGUGACCUUUCUAAGGGUCAUUGGGUACCGGAUUUGGAAGGGUCAUCAUCCUAUUACACCAAUUCAAGCUGCACCACAAUCCCUGAAAGCAAAAACUGUUUCAAGCAUGGGAGAGAGGACAGUGAUUUUCUGAAAUGGAAAUGGAAGCCAGAGCAAUGUGAGCUUCCUAGGUUCGACCCCAAAACUUUCCUCCACAUGGUUCGUGGCAAGAAAAUGGCUUUCAUUGGUGACUCUGUGGCCAGGAACCAUUUUGAUUCCCUCAUCUGUCUCUUGUCACAGGAAGAGAGUCCAAAGGACCUUUACAAGGACUCAGAAGACAGGUUCCGGAAGUGGUAUUUUCCCAUGCACGACUUCACCCUGACGAUGCUGUGGAGCAGGUUCCUGAUAGUAGGCACAGAGAGAAUGGUAAAUGGCACAAACUUCAGCGUUUUCGACAUGCAGCUGGACAAGGUUGACGAAGAUUGGGCCACACAACUCCCCCACCUAGACUACGCCAUAAUCUCCGACGGCCACUGGUUCUUCCGAGUCAUGCACCUCUACCAAGCCCAGAGCCUCUUAGGCUGCGUCUACUGCGACCAGCAAAACCUCACACACUACAACCCCGACUUCACAAUAAGAGCAGCCUUCAGAACAGCCUUCAAGCACAUCAAUGCAUGCAAAGAAUGUGCCAAGGUGGUGACAGUGAUGAGGACUUUUGCACCAGCACACUUUGAGAAUGGUUUUUGGAACACUGGAGGGUACUGCAAUAGGACAGGUCCUGUGAGUGAGGGGGAGGUGGACUUUGGGAAGUUUGAUUGGGAAGUGAGGAAUGUGCAGAUGGAGGAGUUUGAGAAGGCAAGGAGAGAGGGCUUGGAGGGAGGGCUAGGGCAUAGGUUUGAGGUGGUGGAUGUGGCUAGGGCUAUGCUGAUGAGGCCUGAUGCGCACCCUGGGGAGCAUUGGGGGAACAAGUGGAUGAGGGGUUACAAUGAUUGCACUCACUGGUGCAUGCCUGGGCCUGUUGAUAUGUGGAGUGAGUUGCUGCUUGCUGUCAUCAAAAAGCAUCAUCAUGUUGGGGUUUCAACUUAGCUAGCUAGGAUCAAACUAAACAUCAUUUACAUAUAUACAUGAUUCAUUAGGGUCAUACUUAAUUUUAUGUGUAGUUAGAAACACAAAGGUAGCAGAGUAUACAUUCUUUUCCUUGGUACAUAAUAACAGUGUUGCCUUCAUUA